Molecule: messenger RNA, 1873 nt
Organism: Tuber melanosporum (Perigord truffle)
Lineage: Eukaryota; Fungi; Ascomycota; Pezizomycetes; Pezizales; Tuberaceae
Exons: 2
Coding region: 341-1552 (403 amino acids)
Source: RefSeq, a predicted model, not a curated record
GGGGCCCAGCAAAGUCUUACUUUCCGACGUGACUCGCACGUCAUGUAUUAGAGCAUCCAACACGCUCUCGCCCUCUCUCUUCCCUUUUUUGUUCCCCAACCCGCCUGCUCGUCAACGUUCCCAGGGGGGACUAAUAUCGAGUGUCUUCGCCUGACAACCUGCCUCGACAUUUUCAACAGAGGCCGGUCCGAGAUAACUCCCAACCUUUGUACACCACACUAUCCUCCACAUCAUUUAUUUAACUCUGUUAUAUCACAUACACUCACUCGUUGUGGGAGACGGGCGCCGACAGAGCCUAGUCUUACCACCACCCUUUCUUUAAACUUACAAGUUUAAAGAAAUGUCACCAACUAAAUCUCGUCCCACUAUUGCUAGACGUGCCGUUUCUGCUAAUGCUAGUUCGUCCGCCUCGUCUAUCCCGAGGCUUGUCAAACAGGCCACUGGUACAACAAAGUCAUGGAAGCCAACCGCCGACCUCGCCUCGAAGACCCCUCUUAAAAAAGUCCCUUCCUUACUCCAGGAUGAAUCCGUGAACAUUUCCCCGCCAAAGCCACUCUCGUACACUUCUGGUGCAAAUAAGGAAAAUGUCCCCGUUACUAUCUCGCAGGGGAGGAUCACUUAUGUUGGCACCUCACCUUCGAGACAACCAACCGGCAUAUCUAAGCUCCCUAAAUCGUCUCUUGCUGCUCUUAAGAAGAAGGCCAAAGGACGCAUCCCUCUCCGCGAGCUAAGCGAACAGGAAGUGUUCGAACGCGAUGAGGCGGUUCUCGGUGACCUUCGUCGUAGACGAUCCGGGGAACACGGGGCAUUUGAAAUCGACUCAGUUCUCGCGAAUCCCCAGGCAUCUGCCAAUGAAGGUGAUCGUGCAAUCUCCGUCUCGUCAUCUACUACACAUGGCUCUGUCUCGUCCCAGUCCACCGCAGCAACCGAAAUUGACGGCGAGGGUGAUGGUAAUAACAAUGGGAAAAUCCGUGUCCUUAAGAGAAGCGAUUCUGAGGAAGAAUUGCGUGCGAAGAUCAACGCGAUUCUCGAGAACACCGCAUCUGCAAAACCAAGCACUAACAACAAGCUGACCAAGCGCAAAGGUCUACUAACUAAAGCUACACGUCUAUCCCCCAUGAAAGCAUCCCACCCCGCCGUCCGUCAGUCCUCUCCGUCCCCGAAGAAGGCAUAUCACUCCGAAGCGGCCUCGUCCUCCCCUAGCGCUGUCUACUCCAGUGGUUCACCCUUCUCUUCUCCCCUGAAAGCCUUAACCCUUCCCGAGUCUCCCCUCCGCAUCUUGCGCUCCCCCUCACCAAUCGCCAAGCCCGCCCCCGUUAGGACAGGCCUAGGAAAUAAGGCUAUCAACACUAUACUCCAGGACAAGUCUGCGGACAAGGAAAAGAAGGUCAUCAUCACGAGCGGCAACACCAACCAACCCUUAAAGAGGAAGACCAUCACGAAAAAGGCAGGAAGCAGCAGUCUCCGCAGAGCCACAGGCUCUAUUCGCUCUACCUCCACCAUCUCUUCCACCAAUUCUUCAAGACUAGACGAAAUGCGUAAGAUGCGAUAAUGCGCAAUGCGAAGAGAGAGAAAAAUGGGCUGGGGUAGUGAUACUAUCGCUGGGGUCUAUAUAAUGUCCACGUUUCUUAUAUAACGACUUUGUCUCAUUUCUUCUCGCUUCUUCCUUCUUCCCUUGUGACAGCGGAUUCCACGGAGUUUGAUUUUAACUUGCGUGCUUUGAGUUUUUGUUCUUCCUUUCUUUCACCCGAUAUACCCCCCCCCCCCCGCCAAUCAUCCACUUCCCCAUGCCUUGUUUUUAUUUGAUCUUUGUGCGCGAGUUGACUUUUGUUUAAAAAAGCAAUUUUUAUGAUUGUAGCUUUGCUUCGAGUUA